UUUAAACUUUUUCCCGCCGUAAGCGAAAGUAAUAUUUUAAACAGCGCUUAACAAUGCUAUCGACGGCAGAUUUAGAAAGGCUAAUUACGGUUAAACGUCGUGAGAUAGAGCAGGAGAAAACCGUUCUUGGUCUCUCGCCGCCUCCUAACGUUAAUGAUGUAUCGAACAAGCAGAACGUAUUGAAGUCUGAAAGAAAUGUGAGAGUUAGCCGACCGAGAGCUCUGUCCGAAAAUAAUGUACCUACAAACACUAAUGAAACCCUCGGAGAAAAUACGUUGGAAUACUUAAAGGAAGACAUACCGUCCGAUUUGGAAAGAUAUAUACGGCGUUAUAUAGGGCUACCAGGGAUGUUGAAAGCCGGGGAGUUCUCGCCGAACAAUCCGCUCAUACGCGCCGAGAGGACGUCCGGGGACGCGCUGCUCGGCCUCGGCGAGUAUGAGCGGCGACGGAACACCUUACGGAAGAUGAGGCAGCGACAAUACAAGGAAUAUCUUGAUCAGCAAGCAAAAAUAAAACAAGAAGCAAAAGAGAAGGCUGAGCGCGAAAGCAAGGAGAGAGAAGAGAAAGAUAGACUUAGGGAAGAGAGAGAAAGGGAGAGAUUAGAGUUAGAGCGAGACAUCAUACCGGAGAGACGAAGAGCGAGUGUCAGUAACGCUUACAUUUCCGGCGCUAAUAAUACAUACAUAACGAAAGUGGAUACCGGUGUCCAAGUAGACCACAGGAGCGCGCCGUUAUCUGUUGCCGUACAGACGGACGAUGAAAAAAUGUUCGCAGCCCCCCCGGCCCCCCCGGCGCUGACGGCGGCCGAGCGCGAGCUGUCCCCCCGCAGCGCGCGCUCCCCCUGGACCGCCCUGGAAUCUCUCCCGGUUCUCAAACCGACAGCACGUGACAGGCUGACGUCAGAGCUCCGCCACUCGUACAGGCCGUCGAUAUUCGACGCGGAGGCCAUCAAAAUAAGGAACGAGCGAGCGGAACAGGAGGCAGCGGAGCGUCGUCAGUUCUAUCAGCAAGAACUGAAGAAUCAAAUAGUCGAACAACAGAGGAUAAGAGAAGAGAGGAAAACGAGAGAGAAAUUGUUGGAACAAGCGGAGAUGAGGAGAUUAGAAGAACAACUUCGCUCAUUGAAGACGGCGCAAGAGAGGGAAAUCGAAAGACAAUACGACAUCAAUACAGUUGCGAAGGAAAGGGCACUCGAUUACGAGAGGAAGAGAGAAAGCCUCCAGAAGGAAAUUGACAUGGAACACGAAGCUCUAGUCAAGGCGGCGAUACACCCGAAACGAACACACACAUCCAAAAGCGAAUCCCCAAAACAUUCGAAACUACCAUUUUUCUAUAAACCAGAAAGAAUCGAAAAAACACCAUACUCUUUUAACAUACCAGACAACUCAAUAUUUUCACAGAAUUAUGACGUUGAAAAUUAUUUGAGAAGAAACCUUAAUCCAACCAAAGAAAGUCUACUUUCGAAUAGACUAGAUAACUCUGAAAUUGAAAAAAAGUUAGACAUAGACAAGAAUGUGGUUAUAGAAAAGGCCAUAGUGCACGAACAUCCGAAAGAAAUGAAGAAGAAUGUUCCAGAAAAUUACGACAAAGACUCGUUACCAAUACCAGUUUUACGGCAUUCUCCGAAACGACGAAUGAGUGAAGAUGUCACUUCAAAUUUGAGUGAGAAAAUGCAAAUAGUUGACGAUAAAUGGCGAGUACCCGCCGUACAAAAGAAUAUAUUAAAAUCAUUGCCGAACGAAAAAGGUAAAAAUGUGAGCAUUUUAACACAGCUGGGCUCGAUCCGACGUCAGCUACAACUAGAACAACUAAAGCUCGACAAAAUGAUGUCUAAAAACAAUUGAGCUGUUUAUCAAAUAUUAUCUGUGGCUAUAUUAUCUGUAUUAGUACAGAUAAAAAAUAUCUAGUAACGUAGAUUAUACAUUAUGGUGCCGUAACGUUAAAUAUAUUUAGGUUAUAUGUUAUUCGCAUGUGCAUGUUAUAUUGUUAUUUUUUUAAUGCGAAUUAUUUAAUAUUAUGUUAUAUAAUAAUUUGUGAUGGUUUGAAUUAUAGAUAAAAAAAUACAAUUCAAAUAAAACGUGUCCAUAACUUUAAAGGAUUUAAUAUAAAAUACUAUUUGGUAUUAUAAAACCAAUAUUUGUCUAUUAAUAAUUAAAAAAAAAAAUCUAAUAAAGCUUAGGCCUAUCGAUAAAUGUUCUUGACAAAAAAAUUACGACAAUAUUCAACAUAGUCUGUCUUACAUCUAUAAACUAAAUCUUGGGGCUUCGUCAAUGCUAUA
Nymphalis io (European peacock) is the source of this 2278-nucleotide messenger RNA. RefSeq names its product caldesmon-like. The record is from RefSeq and is a predicted model, not a curated record. NCBI's taxonomy places the organism in Eukaryota, Metazoa, Arthropoda, Insecta, Lepidoptera, Nymphalidae. The transcript is spliced from 10 exons. Bases 54 to 1844 code for a protein of 596 amino acids.